Molecule: messenger RNA, 1224 nt
Organism: Diaporthe amygdali
Lineage: Eukaryota; Fungi; Ascomycota; Sordariomycetes; Diaporthales; Diaporthaceae
Exons: 7
Coding region: 1-1224 (407 amino acids)
Biological process (GO): mRNA splicing, via spliceosome
Cellular component (GO): cytoplasmic stress granule
Molecular function (GO): mRNA binding
Source: RefSeq, a predicted model, not a curated record
AUGUCGACCUUCAACGAUACCCAAUUGGUCACCAUUGACCGCGCAUACUUCGAUACGCUCGUUCGACGUGCCAAUUUUAACCGCGAAGAUAUCUUGUCGAGCUCGGACGUUUCCAUUUCCAGAUCGGAGUACGAUGGCCUGAAGCAAAUCUCCGCCAAAUAUGCGAACUUGCGACAGAAUUUAGAGAGAGGUGGCGUCGACGGUGCAACCAUUGAUCUUCUCAGCAAAGACGAUGCUACGCUCAAGCAGCAGGCAGCACCUCCUACCCCAGCCACUGCUAGGUCGAACAACGAGACCACCGCGCUUGAAGCCUCUCAGUCCCCCGGUUCGAGGGUGCUGACUGCUCCAAAGGGAUCUUUCGGCAACGACUACAAGACUUACGAUGUACAGUCCAAGGCGCCUGCUCGUGUCCAUACCCUUGAGGUACCAAACUGGGUGGAUGAGGUUGCAGGCGACGAGGAUAUCUCGGUCUCUGGCGGUGGACCGGUUCGCAAUAUCCAAUCGCAGGGCUGCAAUAACCACACCCUGAGCUGCCCACACUACGAGCGGCAGUGUGCAAGAUCCAUCUUCCUCAGCAAACUUCCUGACAACACAACCCAUGCGGAUAUCACGCAGGCCAUUCGUGGCGGCCAGUUGCUGGACAUCUAUUUGCGGCCCAACGAUGGUACAGCGGCUGUGUCAUUCCUUCUCGCAGCCGAUGCCAGGGCUUUCUAUGACCAUGUGAAGCGUCACGACUUGUACAUCAACCAGAAGCGGGUCGAAAUUCGCUGGAAUGAUCGUCAAUUCAUCUUGCCCGGCCAUGUCGCCAGCAAGAUCGGUGUCGGUGCUACUCGGAAUCUCGUAAUCCGACGUUGCGAUCCGCGAUUUACGGAGCAGGAGAUUCGAAAUGAUCUCGAUCAUAUUCACAACCUCGUCGUGAUCAAGGUCGAGUUCAUCGGCGGGAGCUGCUAUAUCAAGACUAACUCUGUGAACAAUGCGAUGUUUGCCAAAACUUGCAUGAUGAGCCGAGCCAAAUACAAGGGCAGCAAAAUUGAUUGGGACGUGGACGAAUGUGACCAACCUUUUGCAAAGACACCACAGCCCAAGCCACGUCAGCAUACGCCCAUCAGGAACCAUGGCAGCGGGAUGGCGAACCGCUUCAACCUUCUGGACAUUGACGACGACGGGGACGCCUUUUCGUCGCCCGAGUUUGGCGCCGCCAAGAAGACCAUGCUAGCUGCCUAG